AUGGCAGCAGACACGGAGCCUCAGACCAGCGAGCCAUAUCGCUGGGACACACUUUCGCAUUCCGUACGCAGUCUCUUGGACAGUCUUGAUUCCGAAGGCUCUUUCUGUGCCCAAGGAAGCCGCGAAGAUAUCAAUCCAGGUCUGCAAGUUGAAGGAGUCGGCGGUAUUGGUAUGCCGAUUUCUGCAUACGAUGCUCAAAGACUCAUCCGAUAUAGCCGACAGGCACCUUUUGGCAAAGGCUCCGAGACAAUAGUCGAUAUAACGGUGCGCAAUACGUGGGAGAUUGAUGCUGCGAAGAUCAAGUGCGCUCAUCCUAAAUGGCCUUCUAUUGAACAAUCUAUCCUAGACUCUGUUACAAGUCAACUUGGGAUUGUGGGUGGAUCUGAGUUUGUCAAGCUUGAGCCGUAUAAGCUACUCAUCUACGGGGAGGGAGCUAUGUUUAAGCCGCAUCGAGACACGGAAAAGGCAGAAGGCAUGUUUGGAACUCUGGUCAUUGCACUUUCAUCUCCUCACCAAGGCGGUGACGUGGCAGUAUCGUUCAAUGGCAAGCAAAAAGUCAUGGAAACMUCUCCGGAUUCAGCUUGGUCGACCUCUUUUCUUGCUUGGUAUGGAGAUGUUCUGCAUGAAGUCAGACCCGUCACAAAAGGCUAUCGAAUAGUCCUCACAUACAACAUGAUGCAUACUGGUCCAUCAGCAGCACCUGGAAUUUCGGAGGGCGACCCUCGACUGGUGACUCUCCAAAGUGUUCUGAAAGAUUGGUCCCGCGAUGUUGACGUUGACGACGAAGAUCGGGCCUCGGAUCCUCUCCCUGGUUACCUCAUCUACAUGCUGGAACACCAAUACACUGAUGAAAGCCUCUGCUUGACUAAGUUGAAAGGCAGAGAUCGCACUCGAGUUGAAGGCGUUCUUAGUAUCGGUCAAGCAAGUGACUGUGAAUGCUUCCUCGCAACAAUCGAGAAGAAGGAGCGAGGAGGCUGCGAUGGAUUUGGACCUGAAGACUAUGCCCCAGGGGAGCUUCACAGCAUCGUAGACGUUGAGGAACAAAGUGUUCACAUUCGCAGCAUCGUGAAUGUAGCUGACGGGAACCUGAUCGUCGAGAAUGUGACCUUGGACGACGACGAAGCAGAGGGCCUCAUCAUGCGGAAAGAUGAAGAGGAUGAUCCUUUCGAGGGAGAGCCUUGCGGCGAAGAAUUUGAAGGCUGGACUGGAAACGAGGGCGCACGCACUACGUUGUGGUAUCGCAAGAGUGCAUUAAUAAUCAUGCCUGGCCGCUCAAACUUGGGCUACUUCAUGGCCGCCGCUCGAGACAGUGAAGACGGAGAGUGUUGGUCUACCAACUUUUGCAAUCUUAUGAAUUACUAUCGCAAAAAAAGGAACAGUGGUGGCGAGCUGGAUUAUCUCGUCGGGCUUGUCUGUCAAGGUCCGAUAACUCCAGAAGGAAAGGAGUGGCUUGCACUUUGGCCUGAUGGGACCUGGCCAAAACUUGAGUGCUCGGGCGAUGAGAUUGGCGCUGCGGCUGCGGCCUGUCUCCGAGCCGGAUGGCUGGAUUGA
Messenger RNA from Ramularia collo-cygni, 1551 nucleotides. RefSeq lists its product as uncharacterized. The record is from RefSeq and is a predicted model, not a curated record. Lineage: Eukaryota; Fungi; Ascomycota; Dothideomycetes; Mycosphaerellales; Mycosphaerellaceae. Bases 1 to 1551 code for a protein of 516 amino acids. The transcript has a single exon.